AUGCGGGCGGGCGCGGCGGGGCGCGGCGGGGGCGGGGCGUUCGGAGGCCACGCCCCCCUGCGCGAGGCCCGCCCCCGAGCCUGCCUCCGCGCGCCGGCGCGCUUCUCCUUCCGGUCGGGCCGCGGCGUGGGCCUCAUGGAGGCGGUUCGCGCGGACGCCAGCGGCGGCGGCAGCGGCAGCGGCAGCGGAGGAGGGGCAGCGGCGCUGCAGGCCGAGGGGCGGCCGGCGCCCGAGGCGAGGGUGCACUUCCGAGUCACCCGCUUCAUCAUGGAGGCGGGCGUCAAGCUGGGGAUGCAGUCGAUCCCCAUCGCCACCGCUUGCACCAUCUACCACAAGUUCUUCUGCGAGAUCAACCUGGAGGCUUACGACCUCUACCUAGUCGCCAUGUCCUCCAUCUACCUGGCUGGCAAAGUGGAGGAGCAACACCUGCGUACCCGUGACAUCAUCAACGUGUCGCACAGGUACUUUAACCCGAGCAGCGAGCCUCUGGAGCUGGACUCGCGCUUCUGGGAGCUCCGAGACAGCAUCGUGCAGUGUGAGCUUCUCAUGCUGAGAGUUCUGCGCUUUCAGGUCUCCUUCCAGCACCCCCACAAGUACCUGCUCCACUACCUCAUUUCGCUCAAGAACUGGCUGAAUCGAUACAGCUGGCAGCGAACCCCCAUUUCCGUCACCGCCUGGGCCCUGUUGCGCGACAGCUACCACGGGGGGCUGUGCCUCCGCUUCCAGGCUCAGCACCUGGCCGUAGCGGUGCUCUACCUGGCCCUGCAGGUCUAUGGAGUCGAGGUGCCCGCCGAGGGCGAGGCCCAGAAGCCAUGGUGGCAGGUGUUUAGUGACGACCUUACCAAGCCUAUCAUUGAUAAUAUUGUGUCUGAUCUCAUUCAGAUCUAUGCCAUGGACACUGAGAUCCCCUAAGGCCUUGACCCAGGCCCGAACAGCGAGAAAGCUGGGGACGAUCAAGCUACCUGGGUAUGGUGCCACCCCAUGUCUCUGUGACAACAUGUCUCCAGGGUACCGCCUUGAAGGAUUCCUUGGGCUGCUGAUGAAAGUAAUGAGAUGCUGGCCCAAAAGCUGCUGCCGUGGGGACAGGACAGGAGCUCACCCGCACAACUUCCUGAAAGGCUGCAUCUGCUUUUGUCCCUUGAGAGGGCUGCCGUAGACACGUGGACAACGGCAGUGGGAGUGAGAAGUUCCCGCCAGGAAGGUUGAAGCACUGAUAAGACUGAGCAUCCCAAGGGCGUUUUGGUUUAAGCCAGAUUUAUAGAAGUAUGAAUGUGAAACGUAUAGAAUCUUAUUUUGUAUAAUGAAUUUUACAAAUAAACAUAUGGGAAAAGUUUAAUGCACAAA
Jaculus jaculus (lesser Egyptian jerboa) is the source of this 1344-nucleotide messenger RNA. Its product is annotated as cyclin-Q. Gene Ontology annotation, cellular component: nucleus. The record is from RefSeq and is a predicted model, not a curated record. Gene Ontology annotation, biological process: regulation of transcription by RNA polymerase II. Lineage: Eukaryota; Metazoa; Chordata; Mammalia; Rodentia; Dipodidae. Gene Ontology annotation, molecular function: cyclin-dependent protein serine/threonine kinase regulator activity. The transcript has a single exon. Bases 1 to 912 code for a protein of 303 amino acids.